AUGGCAACAGGAGGAAGGUCCGGCACUGCAACCACUACAACGACAACUAAAGCAAUUGACCAUGUCCCGUCAACAGACUUUGCGCCGCUCUAUCGCUCAGUUUUCACCAUUCAGAGUAGCACCAAUCCAGCGCUAUCCACCUUGCUCGCACGCCUCCAAUACUGCAACUGCAGCUACCUAUGCACAAAAGGCUACGCUCCAACUCUCCUCCAACUAAAACAGCACGCCCAAGCCCUCGUCAUCCUGAUCAAAAACGUCACCGUCAACACGAUCCCCGCGCUAAUUGACAAUGUUAACACCCGGAUCCCAGGUGGACAAAACGCUACCUUCAACGAUGGCGAGACCUACGAUUUCCUCAACGAUCUAAAUAAAGCCUACGAUGGACCCAACAACGCGGAUUACAUGCACCAUCACACCAUGCCCUUGCACGCACUGAUGAACAUCGUAGAAGAAAACGAGGAUCCGCUAACCGGUCACCUAUCAACCAUAAACAUCUGCCCGAUGCACAACGCCUUCCCCAGUAAACCCAACGGCAAAUCGCUCCCCUACGCGCAACACCAAAGUCUCAUCGCCCACGCAAACGAGAUCCUCGAGCUGCUAGACCACGAAUACAGCGCCAAAGGCGGCAUCCUCUCCAUCCUCCCAGACAAAAACUCCACGGACCCAGAAAUCAAGGAACAGUACGAGAAAUCGCAAACCACGCUCCUGGGCCAGAUGAUACAACAGCACCGGCGCCUCGUGAUGCGGAUCCACGACCUCGAGCGCGUGUACAGCAACGCCCUGGAUGCCCUAGCCGGCGAGGCCGCCGUGCCCAGCCAGCAGCUGAACAGACUCGGUCCGGACGCGCGAAAGGGGCGCGAGGUCGUGUUCCCGCAGGAUCGGUUCGUGCUCGCGAACUGCGGGGAGGACCUGUGGGAUUUCCUCGAGUACGAGUUCACCAAGAAGGAGAACUCGGACGAGGCGGUGCGGUUGAUGUACAAGAACAGCGGGGUCGUGGGGGCGGAUAUGUGGCGUACGAAGGGGCUGAAGGAGUACGAGCGUGGUGUGACGGCGUUGGAUAUCACGACGCGGUAUAUUCGUCUCCGGAAGGAUCCUUUGAAGACUGUUUUCGUUAUUCCGGCUCAUGAACAUCAUCCUGGGACCAAGGCUACGAGGGAUAUGGAGAAGGUGCCUACGGUGGUAAGCGUCGUGAAGCCAAUCUGGCCGGAACGACAAAGUAUAAUGGAGAUGAAGACCCGCGACGACCUCCAAGAGCUCAGGCAACUACGCAUCAACCAUGAUAGAACGAAGCACGAGCUCGAGGUCGCAAACAACGCCCGC
Messenger RNA from Mollisia scopiformis, 1320 nucleotides. RefSeq lists its product as uncharacterized. The transcript has a single exon. The annotation marks the transcript as partial. The record is from RefSeq and is a predicted model, not a curated record. Lineage: Eukaryota; Fungi; Ascomycota; Leotiomycetes; Helotiales; Mollisiaceae.